CCUCUGUUUCAGUGUGGUUGUGCGGUGACUCGGAACUCGAGUGCGCGGCGCCGGUUGCAGGGAGGAAGCAGCAAACAGACGGGACAGAGCAGACCGAGGAGUGGGACCUUUGGUCUUGGCGUCCGUGAGGAGCGUGAUUUGACAUCCUGUAAUGCUGGAUCAGACACAAGGAAUGCAUGGAUUCAAUUACAUUCAGGAGUGACAUAGUGCUUUCCGAUGUCCAUAUAUACACCCCAAACUCUAGUCACUUGAUGCUAAGACUAAAUGGAAAUGGACAACCAGUUUUUGUGUCAAAGUUCAAAAUCCUACAUAAUGUUAAUGCCUACAGCAAAGGUGUUUUGGAGCACCUGAGCAAUGAAGAAACCAGAGGUGAUGUUGAUGUUAGUGAAAAGAAAGUUGACACGAGAGUGGAGGAAACACACACGAACAUUCUGCUCGAUGAUGAUGGAGAUCUGGAUGUAAUUAGAAGAUCUGAUGGUGUUCUUCAUUCUGAUGAAAAUGAUCAGUGGCGAGAGAUAGUAUAUCCCACAAUAAUAAGUAAAGGGGAAGAAAUUUUCAGUGAGGAGUAUGAGGAAGAUUGCUCUGUUUGCAAUGAGAUCAGAAUAGAACACACAAUGGGUACUGCACUGGAGGAUGUUGGAAAGCAGGUGUGGCGUGGUGCUUUCCUUCUAGCUGAUUACAUUUUAAACAAUCCCUACCUAUUCAAAGACCACACGGUUCUAGAGUUAGGAGCAGGCACAGGCAUGACCAGCAUUGUCAUGGCAACUGUUGCAAAGACCAUUUAUUGCACAGAUGUUGGUGAAGAUCUGCUGAAUAUGUGCGAACGAAAUAUAAUUGCAAAUAAGCAUAUUUAUGGGACAACAGGAAGUGAAAUAAAAGUGAGAGAACUAGACUGGCUGAAAAGUGAAGUUUGCAUAGAUAAAAGCCCAUACUGUUGGUCGGAAGAAGAAAUAGCUCAAUUGUAUGAUCAGACAGAUGUGCUUCUUGCUGCUGAUGUAUUCUAUGAUGAUGAUUUGACAGAUGCAUUUUUUCAGACAAUCUACAGAAUUUUAAGCAAUUUGAGAAAUCCAAGCACAGUAUAUCUCUCUGUAGAGAAAAGACUAAACUUCACAUUGAGAAAAAUGGAUGUUACGUGUGAUGCAUAUGAUCAUUUCCGAUUCUGUUUGACUGAGUUGGAGAACUUGAGUGAUGGAAAAACUAAAUUUGCUGUAGAAUCAGUCAAGCUAACUUUUCCACAACUUCUUUUUUAUGAGCGAGUGGAACAAUUGCCCAACAACACUGAAAAGCUGCGGAGGACUACCUGAGCACCUAUUUGUACAUGAGAGGUGCCUCAUGAAGUGAACCAGGAAUUGUGGAAAAUAAUUGUUGAGCCACUUAGCAGCACACAGCAGUGAAGAGGCUAUUCUAAUUAAAAAUGCCUGCGUUCAGUGCUGCUUAUUGCUGUUUUGUUAGAACUUUAACAGGAGAAAGAAAUGAAGUUAAUUUUAAAUAGUAAGCCACUGUAACUGGUUUACAUUAUUCAAUAUUAUAUUUAUAACUGCAGCAUAUGAAUUAUAGCGUAUACAAUCAUGUUUUUGUUUGAAUUGCAUUUUCUUUGGAGUUGAUACUCAGUGAAUUUUGCAAUGAAUAAGUCAAUACCUCAUUAAAAUAAUAGUAAGAAGAACUUUAUAAUUUAAAAGUACAAAGGACUGCAUACAACUUUUCCCUAGAAAUUUAAGUUAUUUUGUUAGUAUAAGAUAAAUACUGUCUCUAAAAUUUGACAAUUUGACAAAAGAAUGACAUUAUGAUAAUGUUUCAGUAGUAUAUUCUUCACAACUAAAAUGCAUCUCCUUUCAUUUAUCCUCAGUUCCCAGCCUAAGAUAUACAAAUCUAAAUAGAAGUAUGUUCCUUAAAAAGUAAUAAAGGUUUUUUUCAGACAAAAUGAAUUUCAAUUGCUAGUAAGUUAUCAUAUUGAUUCAGAGUAAUCUUAGAAUCUUAUUCCAUAGAAGGCAGCCUUUAAACCCAUUGUGCCUUUCCAAUCACUUUGAAGGAGCUAUUUCUUUAUUCCUUCAGUGCUGAAUUUUACCUAUGGUGCUGUUACAAGUUUAUACACAAUUCUUGUUUAACUCCUUUCUCUGCUCUGAAGAAAAUAACCCUUGUUUCUCCAGUCAACUCGUAUAGCUAUCAUUUCUCGCCCUUGGUAUAUUUCUAGUGAAUUUUAUUUCCACCCUCUCCAAAGCCUCAAUGUACUACUUCAGUUGCACUUAAGCAUUUGCAAGCUAAGUGUAAUUUAUUGUGAUUGAGUUUACAAGAAACUGGUCUGUACUUUAUACAGAUAUAUUUAUGAAUCUAUUUUGGUAAUAAAGGAUUA
Molecule: messenger RNA, 2350 nt
Organism: Mobula hypostoma (lesser devil ray)
Lineage: Eukaryota; Metazoa; Chordata; Chondrichthyes; Myliobatiformes; Myliobatidae
Gene: mettl22
Product: methyltransferase 22, Kin17 lysine
Exons: 12
Coding region: 177-1304 (375 amino acids)
Biological process (GO): protein methylation
Cellular component (GO): nucleus
Molecular function (GO): protein methyltransferase activity
Source: RefSeq, a predicted model, not a curated record